This is a messenger RNA of Lodderomyces theae, 1677 nucleotides long. RefSeq lists its product as uncharacterized. The transcript has a single exon. The record is from RefSeq and is a predicted model, not a curated record. NCBI's taxonomy places the organism in Eukaryota, Fungi, Ascomycota, Pichiomycetes, Serinales, Debaryomycetaceae. Bases 1 to 1677 code for a protein of 558 amino acids.
AUGUUCAGUCGGUCCUUGCAUAGGGCGUUGUCGUCUCCCAUAUUGAGAUCCAGUCCACAAAUCAGAGGAAGGAGUUUUGCAAGUAUCCGCCAAGCGCAACCCAAUGUUCAUCACCAAUCAAAGAUUCUUAAACUAACAGGACUUCGAGCAGCCAUUGUCGCCGUUAGCGGAGGCGCCAUAUACAUCAUUGAUAAAGAGUACAACUCGAGUCUUGCAACUAGGACUGCUCGCGCAUUGUAUGUACUUCUCUGGGUCGCUUAUGAGUACGGGUCCAAUAGCAACAGGUAUCGCGAUUUGAAUGAUUUGCAUGAGAUUGCCAGUGAAAAAUUGUUACUGAUGAUGACAACAAAUAAGGGACUCUACAUCAAACUAGGACAAGCAAUUGCAAACCAGGGUACCUUAUUCCCCAAAGCCUACCAGGACAAAUUCCCCAAAUUGUAUGAUGACGCUCCAACUGAUGCGUGGGAACAAGUCGAUGCUGUUUUGAAGUUAAAUUUGGGGUCAAAUUAUGAAGCAGAAUAUUUUGAUUGGAUUGAUAAGGAUCCCAUUGGAAGUGCUUCAAUUGCUCAGGUGCAUAAAGCAAAACUCAAGUCCAAUUUCGGAGGUCGGGAAGUUGCAUUAAAAGUGCAGCAUCACUACAUUAGUAGACAGGUUGUGGUCGAUUUAUGGGUUUACAACUUCAUUUCAAGAGUGUAUGAAAAAGUGUUUGAUAUACCAUUGACGAUGUUCAGCAAGUUUAUAUCUCAACAGUUGCAAAAUGAGACGAAUUUUAUUCAUGAGAUGGAAAAUGCCCAAAAGUUGCAACACUUGAUCAACGAUGAUUCAGAAUUGAAGAAUAUGAAUUUGAAAAUCCCCAAAAAUUAUCCUGAACUCACUACUAAGCAAGUUCUUCCCGCUGAAUGGAUUGAUGGUGUUGCGUUGACGAAAAAAGACGAGCUAUUGCAUCAGAAUUUCAAUCUCACGUUAAUGAUGCAGCAGUAUAUUCAGCUCUUUGGAAGACAAAUUUUCAGAUACGGCUUUGUUCAUUCCGACCCUCAUCCAGGCAACUUGAUUGCGCGAUACAACGAGAGGGGUCAGCAAGAACUUGUAUUACUCGACCAUGGGUUGUACACGACACUUCCUGAAAAAUUUAGGCUACAGUAUGGCAAGCUUUGGAAGGACUUGUUCCUACUCAACACCAGCGGUGUGCAAGAAAUUGCCCUUGAUUGGGGGAUUUCUUCUCCUGAUAUUUUUGCAACCUUGGUGCAAUUACGUCCAGUUAAGAUGGUACCAUCUAACUCAAACGGUAAAGACAAUCGUGAUAUAUCUGACUUGUUUAAAGAUUUCAUUGGUGAUAAACUGAAGUUCCCCAAGGAAUUGACGUUUAUAGUGAGGACUAUGAGGAUGAUUCAAAAUCUCAAUCAAGAGUAUGGAUCACCGGUUAAUCGAAUAAAUUUAUUGACCAGUGAGGCAAUUUCAGCUAUUUCAAGUGAAAACAAUGUAUCUUGGGGGGAAUAUUGGGAUAUAUUCAGGAUAAGGUUGACCAUGGUCUUUUCCAGUUUACUAUUUAGGUUGAUCAGAUUUAAACAGUGGGUGUCUGGUGACGCAAGUGAAAAAAAUCAAGGAUUAGAGGAUUACAUUGAGAUGUAUAUGGAGAACACAGCAAAGUCCUUGGGUAUAGAGUGGAUAGAGAUAUAG